AACGAAUUCACUUCCUAUACGCAUGCGUUAUCUUGAUCAUCCGGGUAAUUUUCAAGAUGACCGCUUCCAUCAAAAUAUUUCCAAGUUUGAAAUAUUUUUCGAAAAAUCGUAUUACUCAUUGUGUAAAACCUUAUUCUGGACAAUCAUUAUACUCAACAACUAUAUGUAGUAUAUUUAAAGAAGAUGCUGGUAUCUCAAGACAUGACAAUCAAAGCAUCCAGAGAUAUUCAAGUUUUUCAAAUUUUGGAAGAGUAAAUAAUUCACCUUUUUUCAGGAACUUUGUUCCAUUAGGUCGACUAUCCGAAGCGGAGUACACUACUGAUACAAAUUGUAAAGGCUAUCUUAAAAAUUGCAGAGUGUUGAACUUUAGAAAUAAACAUGUUGAUGAUGCAUGCAAAAACAUACCCUCUCAUCUAUCUGCAAAUCAUUACAUGUAUUAUUCAACUGACCCUGGACUUGCUCUGAAGCGAGAGAUAGAAAGAAUAACAGAACAGUUUAUGGAGGCCCGUGAAAUGCUAGAUGAUUUGGAAGAAAGCAUAGGAACUGUAUACUUCAGUGAUGACCUUUUAGAAGCAGAAGUAGCUGUCAAAGACACAAUCAAAGAAUAUGAGGACUUACUGGAGAAAUGUGGUGAGGAACAGAGAAUACAAGCUACUCAGAUAAUGGGCCUUAAAAUGGAAGAACUGAAGGGACAUAUGGCAAUGAUCUAUGACCAAAUCAAAGACUAACUAAAAGAGACUCAGAAUGUUCUUUCCACUUGGCGUUAAUUUGAGAAAACCUUUACACAAUGAAUUCAAAAUAGUUGGACUAAAGGGAAAUUUCCAGUAGGUUAGAAAGUAGGAGUACAGUUUGUAUUUAUCAAGCCAAUAGUAAUACUGCAAGUAAUUUAAAAUACAAAUAAACUGUCGUUGUACUGAUGCAAAUAUUUUUUAUUUAUACCAAACAUUUUUAAUGCAAAUCGAAAUCUGAACUUAUGAUUGAGAUAUUAAUAGAUUUGUGUUGGAUAUCACAAGUAUACCCAUAAGCCUACAUACCCAUGGAUUUAAAGUUUUUUUAAUGUUGAGUCUGUGUUAACUAAAAUGGGUUUUAUCAUAAGAAUCUCUUAUUAAAACAUCCCUUUAUUUCAUGAACAUAAAAAAGGCUUAUUAAAACAGGGUAAUGUUAUACUGUAUACUGUAUGUAUCAACUUUUAAAUGGGAUGUGUUUACCAGAUCAUGAAAUAGAUAAAUAGAUUUUGUAGUUAGUGAACUAUGCAACUGUUCAUUAUGGUCCGCAACUUGUACUGCCAAUAGAUGAGGAUAUAUCUUCCUUUCUGUAAAUGUUGAAAAUAUAAAACAUUGUUGUUGACUCAAUAAAUGUAGUUUUCCUUUUUUUAUGUGAGAUCAUGAAUUAAAGCAUCAUAAAAUAGAAGUGAAAAUGAAUUGUUUACUCUUGACAAAG
Molecule: messenger RNA, 1440 nt
Organism: Owenia fusiformis
Lineage: Eukaryota; Metazoa; Annelida; Polychaeta; Sabellida; Oweniidae
Source: the annotation of a GenBank genome assembly